GACUAUCCUACGUCAAGUUUAGUAGCCGGAAGUGGCUGGCGACACUAUUUCCGGUGAGCGAUGGCUGGUCUGUUGAAGAAGACAACCGGUCUGGUGGGCCUUGCCGUGUCCCACAAUCCACAUGAGCGUCUGAGGGUCCUCUACACAAAGAUCUUGGCGUCUCUGCAGACGAUGCCACAGGAUGCCGCAUACAGGAAGUACACGGAGCAGCUGGUCAGCGAGCGCUACAACCAUGUCAAAACGGAGCCUAAUGUUGAGGAGCUGGAGAAGAAGCUGAACUGUGGUCAGAUUGAAGAAAUCAUAUUCCAGGCGGAGUGUGAGCUGGCUCUCUCCAGGAAGAUGUCACAGUGGAAAGCCUGGGAGCCGCUGAUAGAGGAGCCUCCAGCCAACCAGUGGAAAUGGCCUAUUUGAGUUCACUAGUGUAAACUGUUGUCUGAAUGCGUGUGUGUGUAUGAACCAUACUUCUACAAAAUGAUGUACAAAUUAAACUCCUGCAAAUAUC
Molecule: messenger RNA, 502 nt
Organism: Solea senegalensis (Senegalese sole)
Lineage: Eukaryota; Metazoa; Chordata; Actinopteri; Pleuronectiformes; Soleidae
Gene: ndufa5
Product: NADH:ubiquinone oxidoreductase subunit A5
Exons: 5
Coding region: 61-411 (116 amino acids)
Biological process (GO): respiratory electron transport chain
Source: RefSeq, a predicted model, not a curated record